Molecule: messenger RNA, 987 nt
Organism: Acanthochromis polyacanthus (spiny chromis)
Lineage: Eukaryota; Metazoa; Chordata; Actinopteri; Pomacentridae
Product: trace amine-associated receptor 13c-like
Exons: 2
Coding region: 1-987 (328 amino acids)
Biological process (GO): G protein-coupled receptor signaling pathway
Cellular component (GO): membrane
Molecular function (GO): trace-amine receptor activity
Source: RefSeq, a predicted model, not a curated record
AUGAUGGAGGAGGAGGUGGAACUCUGCUUCCCUCAGCUGCUCAACUCCUCCUGCAAGAAGCCGAAGCGUCCUCAGCUGGAGCUGGUGGCGACGUUCAUGGUCCUGUCCUCCAUCACGCUGCUCACCACCACCCUCAACCUGCUGGUCAUCAUCUCCAUCUCACACUUCAAGCAGCUCCACACUCCCACCAACCUCCUGCUGCUCUCUCUGGCCCUCUCCGACUUCUUCGUGGGCAUCUUCACGUCUUUCCAGAUGCUGCUCAUCGAUGGCUGCUGGUACCUGGGUGACUUCAUGUGCGUGCUGUACCAGUACCUGUCCUACAUCGUCACGUCGGCCUCCAUAGGGACCAUGGUGAUGAUCUCGGUGGACCGCUACGUGGCCAUCUGCGACCCCCUUCGCUACACCGUCAAGGUCACCUACAGGAGGGUGCAGCUGUCGGUGUCGGUCUGCUGGAUCUUCUCCGUGGUGCUGCAGACUUUGCUGCUGUGGAGGAACCUGGAGCAUCCCGGCAGGUUCAUCUCCUGCUCCGGUGAAUGCGUGGUGGGCUUAGACUACGUUUCCGGCCUGCUGGACAUCCUGCUGUCCUUCAUCGGGCCUGUUGCCGUCAUCGUGCUCCUGUAUCUGAGGGUGUUCGUGGUGGCAGCGUCUCAGGCCAGAGCCAUGAGGUCCCACGUGGCCUCGGUGACGCUGCAGGGCUCGGUGACGGUGACGGUGAGAAAGUCUGAGAUGAAGGCGGCCAGGACUCUGGGCGUGGUGGUGGUGGUGUUCCUCAUCUGUCUCUGCCCUUACUUCUGCGUUACCCUCACAGGGCAGGACGCUCUGCUCAACCCGUCAUCCGUGGCCUUUGUCACCUGUCUGUUCUACUUCAACUCCUGCCUCAACCCCAUCAUCUACGCCUUCCUCUACCCCUGGUUCAAGAAGUGUCUCCGGCUCAUCGUCACGCUUCAGAUCCUGCAGCCCGACUCCAGCGAGGCCAACAUACUGUAG